Molecule: messenger RNA, 2007 nt
Organism: Trypanosoma theileri
Lineage: Eukaryota; Euglenozoa; Kinetoplastea; Trypanosomatida; Trypanosomatidae
Exons: 1
Coding region: 1-2007 (668 amino acids)
Biological process (GO): vesicle-mediated transport
Source: RefSeq, a predicted model, not a curated record
AUGUGCGAUACUAGCACAAACUCUGCUUCCUCCUCUUCUGGAGGGUUAGCCAACAACAAUAACAACAAUAGUAACAACAAUGAUAAUAGCAGUAAUAGAAAUGAUAAUUGCAAUUCAUGUCUUAAGAGUUUUUGUAUUUACUCUCCUGUUCUCUCUGGAUGGAAAGAGGAACGAGCAAUGGAUAAUAUUCUCUAUUUUUUCCCUCCACAUAUUCCGGAAAGUGUACAAAUGAGUCAUGUUGGUUUUUGUAUAGGACUCUCCUGUUUAGCAGAACGGUUUGCGGCUUUAGUUCCUGUAAAUGAGAUUCGAACAAGUGAUGGUAUUAUUUCACUCUGUUGCCCAUUUCCGGAUCUUUGGAUAGUGGUGGAAGUCACUGCCGUGUAUGAUAGCUCAGCUGUGGUGCCAAUCUUACGAAUUGGAUUUGAUACUUUCAUCUUAAGAUGCGGCCGUUCAACCGUAGAGGCGUUGAUUUCAACAGAUGGAUCCCACACAGCGGAAGAAAUACGUUUGGCCCGGGCAUCUCUUAAGGAUUUCUUUGAGAAGUUUGCACUCUUUCUACAAACACGUGUAUUCUUGUUGGAUAUUCGUCAAGCUGUAGACAUGUCCGUAUGUUCGUUCUUAUCUACACAUACAUCUUCUUCUUCUUCCCCAUCAACACUAGGAGGAAGUAGAAAUAAUAAUAAUAAUAAUAAUAAUAAUAACAGUGGUAGUAGUAGAAUGGCUAAUGUACGACGGUGUAAACGUCGUUGGGCGGCUGUGGCGAAUGCCGAAAGUCUUCUCGCCUUUCCUGUUUUUAUUCGUCCAUCAACACAAGCCGUUCAAUUUAUGUGCCACAGUUUAGUCUAUCGUCAGUUAUCACUCUUUUUAACAGAAAUAUCACAGAGUAAUAGUGUGAAUGGAGGCAUUAGUAAUACUAGUAAUAGUAAUAGUGGUAAUAGUAACAAGAAAUCUUGUACAACUGGUUGGGGUCAAGAGUAUCUAGGUGUGGUCGCUUCUAUUAAUGUAUCCGAGUUAAAUAAAACUGCUGAAGAACGACUUGUAUGGACAAGCUGUAAAUAUAUUGUAUUUGCAGAAGAGACAUUGAAAGUAAUUGUUUCCAAUGCCUCUCAUAAACUUGUAUCACAGUUUAUUUCUUUAUUAUUGAUAGAGACAAUGGAUGCAUUAGAUUUUACUACACUUGUAGAUAAUGAGACUUUCCAUUGCUGUGUCUGUCGUUCAUCAGGUGUUAUUUUUAUUUUACUCGUGAAUUAUCAUUUACUCUCCUCUUCUACACUUGAUAUUAUGCAUCUCACCUGUCGAGUCAUCACAGAUGAUAUUGCGGAAUAUUUGGCAACUGGCAGUUGUGCCUUUAUUCGUGAAGGAGGGAAUAUUGGAUCUGUUGAGAUCCAAGGAAUGAAAUUAGGUCCUUGUAUGAUACCUCCUAUUCAUAGUAGUGGAGGAGAUUCUUCAUCUUUUUCUUUUACUAAUAAUAAUACUACUACUAAUACGAAUACUACGAAUACUAUGGGUUCAUUCUUUAGUAGUGCCCCUCCAAGUUUUCCAAAAUUACGAGAUUCAAAAUUAACGUUUCAAUGGACUGUAUGGUAUAAUGGAAUGAUUGCGGGUUCACCCAUGCGUGAAUACCCUCGAGUGGUUCAUCUCUUAAUGUCAUCCAUAAUGCGUACACUCAUUCAACGGAUAUCAGAUGUUAAUCAAAAGGAAGAUGGAAUGGAUAAUCAUAGAAAGCGAUCACCUCCCUACACUUCACUCAUACAUGAAGGGAAUACUGAUAAUAAUAAUAAUAAUAAUAAUAAUAAUAAUAAUAAUAAUAAUAAUGCUUUGGUUUGCCAUUCAAAUCUAUCUGAUGGGGUAAUUGAGGUUUGGACAUCCAUACAUGGAGCUACUUGGCUUUGUGUAACUGAACAAGAUGGUCGAGUGGGUGGAAUGGUGUUUUACAAUUACGCUCCACUGAAGAGUUGCUUUGAAAUUGUUGCCGAGUUACGUCAGUAUAUGUCUUUGCUUAUGUGA